CUUCCUUCGCGCUGCCCUCUCGGUGCGGAAGUGUUGUCCUCCAGCAGCAGCAGCAGAGCCAGAGCUGCACUGUGUGGAUAAACACUACGCUAGUUCUGUAGCAGGGUCUCUCGCCUCCUCGUCUCUACUGCCCGGACUUGUCAGCACUCAGCUCGGCUGUGCAGCAUAGCAGUAUUAUGCGAGCACCGUCCGGAGUGAGGGAGCACCGUGUGAAGUGAGUUUCCUUGAAUCAUCUAUAUGGGCCAUCUUCUCUCGAAAAAUGGUUACCGUCUGAAGAAGAGGACUCGUAAGUUGCAUCACAGGAAGAAGAAGAAGAGGAACUGUUUCCUGCAGCUGCCUUGCAUGCUCUGCUUCAUCGUCCACAGCAACAGCAGCGGUCUUGACGACGAAGGUGACCAUUUGGAGGCCGGCAUCAACGGCAGUGCGUGCCGUCAUAACAGCAUCACAGGGAUCAGUGUUCCUGGUGUGGGUGGAGUUGGCAUCGGAGCAGCAGCUGCCUCGAAGCUCGCCGAGCGAUACGCAACACUCACAUCUCCUGAAGACUGCUCCAAGUUCCUGCUGUCUCCGCGGGAGCUGGCUAUCUGGGAGGGCCAAGGAAGGAGCCUCUUAUCAGCUGUUCCUGCCAAACUGAUUCCACCACCCGCGCUAUUCAGAUCCGCUGGGGUGUCUGUGAACGUUCCCCUACCUGUGCCUGGCAGCACCAGUGACUACACUGAGAUGGUGUGUAAGAGGAAGUGCUCAGAGGUGCAGAGGUGCACCCCCUGUAAGCAGCCGCGCUGCGCCUUCGCCGCCCCUGACGGAGUGCUGGAGAACGGGGGAGUGGGAGGAGGUGGAGGAGGUGGAGGAGAGGCCGCCUCAAACUCUGAAACUGGCCACUGCCACCUCCCCAUCUGUCCACUCCCCUCCUCCUCCACUUCUUCUUCCUCUGCCUCCUCCUCUUCCUCCUCACCUGCUGAUGGCUGCUGCGGGUUGGGUCUUCAUGCUGAUCUGCUGCACAGCUCAGACUCGUCCCCCUGCUGCCUGCAGCAUUAUGACGACUGCCAGGCGAGAAGUUCUGACGCCACUGAUCACUCAAGUAUCAACCACCUGCCUUCCUCCAUCCUGCUGAAGGUGCUCUCUCACUUGACAGUGAAGGAGCGCUGUCUGUGUGCCUCUCUGGUGUGUAAGUACUGGAGGGACCUCUGCUUGGACUUCCAGUUCUGGAAGCAAAUCGAUCUCAGUGGCCUACAACAAGUAAAUGAUGAUCUCCUGGUGAAGAUAGCGUCACGAAGGCAGAAUGUGACAGAGAUUAACAUCUCUGACUGCAGAGGUGUCCAUGACCACGGCGUGUCCUCCCUGGCCUCACACUGCCCAGGCCUGCAGAAGUACACAGCAUACCGAUGCAAGCAGCUAGGAGACAUGUCUCUAUCGGCCUUGGCCACACACUGCCCUCUGCUGGUGAAGGUGCAUGUGGGCAACCAGGACAAACUGACAGAUGAAGCACUUAAAAAGCUUGGAGAGCACUGCAGUGAGCUGAAGGACAUCCACCUUGGUCAGUGCUACAGUAUCACAAAUGAGGGCAUGGUGGCCUUGGCUAAAGGUUGCCCUAAACUGCAGAGACUCUACCUGCAAGAGAACAAACUGGUCACUGAUCGGUCUGUGCGAGCGGUUGCUGAGCAUUGUCCUGAGCUGCAGUUUGUUGGCUUCAUGGGAUGCCCGGUGACCUCUCAGGGAGUCAUCCAUCUCACUGCGCUACGGAACCUGAAUGUCCUGGACCUGCGGCACAUCUCAGAGCUCAACAAUGAGACGGUGAUGGAGGUGGUGAGGAAAUGUCGCAACCUCAGUUCCCUCAACCUCUGCCUCAACUGGAGCAUCAACGACAGGUGUGUGGAAAUCAUCGCCAAGGAGGGGAGAAGUCUGAAGGAGCUGUAUCUUGUGUCUUGUAAAAUCACAGACCACGCUCUGAUAGCCAUAGGCCAGUACAGCAGCACCAUAGAGACUGUGGAUGCCGGCUGGUGUAAGGACAUCACAGACCAGGGAGCUACACAGAUCGCUCAGAGCAGCAAGUCCCUCCGCUACCUGGGCCUCAUGAGAUGUGACAAGGUGAACGAGGAGACAGUGGAGAGGCUGGUGGUGCAGUACCCUCACAUUGUUUUCAGCACGGUGAUGCAGGAUUGCAAGAGAACCCUGGAGAGAGCUUAUCAAAUGGGCUGGAGCCCCAACACAUCGAACACUUCGUAGCUACUGCUAGAGCUCUCUCUCUCUCUCUCUCACACACACACACACACACACACACACACACACACACACACACUCUCUCACACACACACACA
This is a messenger RNA of Trematomus bernacchii (emerald rockcod), 2312 nucleotides long. It is a transcript of the gene fbxl17, whose product is annotated as F-box and leucine-rich repeat protein 17. The record is from RefSeq and is a predicted model, not a curated record. Gene Ontology annotation, biological process: SCF-dependent proteasomal ubiquitin-dependent protein catabolic process. Lineage: Eukaryota; Metazoa; Chordata; Actinopteri; Perciformes; Nototheniidae. The transcript is spliced from 11 exons. Gene Ontology annotation, molecular function: protein binding. The coding region runs from base 238 to 2220 and encodes 660 amino acids. Gene Ontology annotation, cellular component: SCF ubiquitin ligase complex.